Molecule: messenger RNA, 408 nt
Organism: Myotis lucifugus (little brown bat)
Lineage: Eukaryota; Metazoa; Chordata; Mammalia; Chiroptera; Vespertilionidae
Product: methylcrotonoyl-CoA carboxylase subunit alpha, mitochondrial-like
Exons: 3
Cellular component (GO): mitochondrion
Molecular function (GO): methylcrotonoyl-CoA carboxylase activity
Source: RefSeq, a predicted model, not a curated record
AUUGGAGAUAAAACUUUCCAAGUCCUUGGUGAUCUUCAUAGUGAGGGAGACUGUACUUACUUGAAAUGUUCUAUAAAUGGAGUUUCUAGUAAAACUAAGUUAAUUAUCCUGGAAAACACAAUUUACCUAUUUUCUGUGGAAGGAACUGUUCAGUUUGACAUUCCAGUCCCCAAAUACUUGUCCUCAGUGAGCUCAGAAGGAACUCAGGGAGGAGCCAUAGCGCCCAUGACUGGAACCAUUGAGAAGGUGUUCGUAAAAGCUGGAGACAAGGUCAAAGCUGGAGAUUCUCUAAUGGUCAUGAUCGCCAUGAAGAUGGAGGUAAGUACGUGCAAUCGUGAGGUCAGUUGCCAGGUAAACGGUGGGCGGUUAGCAGACCUAGUUGUUCUUUUCCCUUAUUUAGUAAGUUAA